This is a messenger RNA of Amaranthus tricolor (Joseph's coat), 1846 nucleotides long. RefSeq lists its product as uncharacterized. The record is from RefSeq and is a predicted model, not a curated record. The transcript has 2 exons. The coding region runs from base 158 to 880 and encodes 240 amino acids. NCBI's taxonomy places the organism in Eukaryota, Viridiplantae, Streptophyta, Magnoliopsida, Caryophyllales, Amaranthaceae.
AAGGGGUGUAAAUGUAAUUAUUGGUAUUCCAAAGGGCAUUUGGUAAAGAGGUUGGCUUAUAAAUAGCAAAGAAAGGCAGGCUAAGCUGCUGAUGUAUUCUCAGCCAAUAGAGGAAACUUAGACAACUAAACAGAGAACUAACAUAAACACAAAGAAGAUGAUCAAAUUUUACGGCGAAAAACACAACCACAAUAUCAUUGUGAUGUUGGUUAUUGCAGCUCUAAUAUUUGCUUCAAUGAUGGUAGUCUCUGAAUGUCGCCCCAUCGACAGCAAAGAGGCAGAAGAAGAAGAUGAUAACAAUGAGAGCCUUGAGAUGAAGUGGGCACUCGACAAGACGAGCACAGAUGAAGAUGUUGGGAUGAAAUGGCCAUUUGAUAUAUCGAACAGAGAUGAAAUAGUGCAAGUAGCUGGGUAUGGCGAGGAGAAACUCUCCACAGUUUUAAUCACAGGCACAGUUUUCUGCAGCAAGGCUUGUUUUGCAUCUAGACAGAGCAACCAACAGCUGCUUCAGGUUUCACCAAUGCCUAUCUCAGGGGCCUUGGUAGGUGCUAAGUGUCGUACUGACAAAAGAGACAAAAGCCCGAGUUGGACUAAAGCUGUUACUGAAAAAUAUGGAGAGUUCAUAAUUGAUCUUCCCUCACAUCUCCAUUCGAUCCAAAACUUGGAAAAAAUGUGCUCAGUUACAAUCCUAGAACUACCUAUUGAUUCACCUUGCCAUGAUUCAGUUUAUGUCGGAAUAUACAGGGAUAUGGAGCUAGCAUCUUUUGGGAAUGGAAUCCGAACAUACACUACAGGAAGGAUGGAACUUCUGCAUACAAUGUCUGGAACUUCACAAGCUUGCACAAAAGAACAGAAGGAUGAGCAGGAGAUAUCAUGGUAAGUGGAGUUUCAAAGUAAAGGGUAUGAUGGCUCAAUCGGAUGGCGCUACAGUCACAGCAAUGAGUCCAAGGUUUCGACCUGCCAAAUUAUUUGCUUGAAUUCGAAAAGCAGCAAGGUUUAAAUAAAAUUUCAAAAGCAAAAAAGAGAUUGUGAAAUGUACCAAGUACAGCUCAACGAAAAAAAAAAACAUGAUAAAACGUAUAUGAUAUACCCUUAUGUAUAUACUUCUAUUACAUAUUUACAUGUAUAUAUAAGUAAUUUUUGUUGGGAUUUUAUAGCCUUAUAGGUGUAUCAUAUACUUCUAUAUCAUAGUGAUUCUCAUACGAUCUUUCUUAAACACAUAACAGGAGUCAAAAUACUUUUCAUAGAAAAUAGUAGUAAUUGCUACACACUUGAACAAAGAAAUGUACAAAGGUUGCUCUAGGAACUCAGUUUAAUACUUAUACUUCGAAACGUUAUAAGAGAAUUAGAGAAAUCCCCAAGUAAAUAUAAAGCAAAUGUUAUUAGGCAAUGGCAUAAGAUCCCAUUUCAAUACCUGGAGAGCAUCAGGAAUUCGGAGCAUUAUUCUGCUUGGUUUCAGUUAAUAUAUACUUGGCAACAUCAGCACAACAAGUAAGCUUAUCAGCUUUUUCCUCGGGAAUUUCAAUGGCGAACUCCUCCUCAAAAGCCAUAACAAGCUCCACCCUAUCCAAGCUGUCCAAGCAUAGAUCCUUUUUAAAAUUUGCUGUUUCGGUUACCUGAUCGAAGGAGAAACAGUACGAGUUUAAUUAGAUAGAUAAGUACAUAACACUUAUAAUAGAGUUCUACACAGAGACCAACCUUAGCAGCAUCAGUUUUAAUGUAUUUCUUGACCAAGCCAAUCACUCGAUCCAUAAUCUGGUCAUCACUGUUACCCAUCGUAGUGCAGAGUUGUCUGCCAUAUAUGUGCAGUGGGCUACUAUUUUCAGUAAAAAACCAAUUUCUCAAA